GCAGAACAUCUCAGGAAAUCCAAUGUCUGAGGACGCGGCUACUUCAGAAGAGCUUGAGGACAGCUCCACUCAGUCCAGAAAAGGGUCCAGAUCAGAGUCCCUGGGAGAGCCCGGGCUUCCUGAAGAAACAUCAAGCUUGUUGAAUGAUGCCUCGAGUCUCAGUCCUGAACCAGAUCUUGGGAAGGAUACGCUUGAGUCAACAUCUUUCCCUAGCAGCAAGCCUCAGGAACAGGCAGAUCACAGCACAGGGCAUCAGGUGUCUGACACAAGCCCUGGAGAUGACAACCCCUGGUCGGUAACAGACAUGUCACCAAGCUCGUCAUUCUCAACAAGUGCAGACUCUCAGGUCUCCACUGACGUCCCACCUUGUGAAGUAGCUGGAGAAACUGGCUCACAAAUCCCUGGGGAAAAUCAGGAAGACCUUGACUUAGAGUUUGAUAACUUCACAGUUAAUCUUGAGGCAAAGGGUCUGCAAGAAUUCCCUAAGGACAUUUUAAAAAUCAAGUAUGUAAAAUAUCUGUAUUUAGAUAAGAAUCAAAUCAGAACUUGUCAAGGGCCAGACUCCGGUGAUCUGAGAGGUCUUGAAAUUCUAUCUUUGCAAGAAAAUGGAUUGUCAUCGCUUCCAUCUGAAAUUCACUUACUUCACAAUUUAAGGAUAUUAAACGUCAGUCACAACCAGAUAUCACAUAUACCUAAGGAAAUAUCACAGCUUGGAAAUAUUAGGCAGCUCUUGUUCAAUAAUAAUCACAUCGAGACUUUUCCUUCUGACCUAGACAGUCUUGCAAACUUGGAAAUACUAGAUUUUGGCAGAAAUAAGAUGAGACAAAUAUCAGACACCGUGUGUAAUCUGAAGAACUUGAAGAUUCUUAAUCUGGAGUGUAAUCAGCUAACAAUAUUUCCUAAAUCUCUCUGCUUCCUUCCAAACUUAAUUUCACUAAAUCUUGCUGGAAACCUGAUAGACAGUUUACCAAAAGAAAUCAGGGAACUUAAACAGCUAGAAAAGCUUUUUCUGGAUCACAAUAAACUUACCUUUUUGGCAGUGCAAAUUUUUCAGUUAAUCAAAAUAAAGGAACUCCAAUUGGCUGACAAUAAACUGGAACUUAUUUCACCCAAAAUUGAGAAUUUCAAGGAACUUAGGAUUCUGAUACUUGAUAAGAAUUUAUUGACAAGUAUACCAGAGAAAAUUUCUUCCUGUGGAAUGCUGGAAUACCUUAGUCUUAGUGACAACAGAUUAAAUGAACUUCCUAAGAGCAUCUAUAAGCUUAAAAAUUUAAGAAAACUCCAUGUAAACAAAAAUAAUAUCGUGAAAAUAGCUGAAGAUAUCUCACAUCUUAGUAACAUGUGCAGUCUGGAAUUUUCAGGAAAUAUAAUUACAGAUGUUCCCAUUGAAGUAAAAAACUGCAAAAAAAUAACUAGAGUUGAACUGGACUAUAAUAAAAUAAUGUAUUUUCCGGUAGGGCUGUGUGCUUUAGAGUCUCUUUAUUAUUUGAGUUUUAAUGGAAAUUAUAUUUCUGAAGUACCUGUGGAUAUAUCUUUCAGUAAACGACUGCUUCAUUUAGCACUUAAUCAAAACAAACUCCAUGUAUUUUCUGAGCAUUUAUGUUCUCUUAUUCAUCUUAGAUACUUAGAUCUUGGUAGAAACCAAAUAAGGAAAAUUUCACCAUCUAUAUACAGGAUGGUAUCACUCCAGGUACUUAUUUUAUACUCAAAUAAGUUUGAAACUUUUCCAAUUGAAUUGUGUACUUUGGAAAAUUUGCAAGUACUUGAUUUUUCAGAAAACCAAUUACAGAAAAUCCCUUCUGAGAUUUGUAAUUUAAAAGGAAUCCAGAAACUCAAUCUUUCCAGCAAUCAGUUCGUGCAUUUUCCCAUUGAACUAUGUCAACUUCAGUCCCUGGAAGAGCUGAAUAUAAGUCAGACAAAAGGAAGAAAGUUAACAAGAAUCCCUGAUGAGCUCCCUAAUAUGACUCAGCUUCUAAAACUUGAUAUCUCAAAUAAUGCAAUCAGAGAGAUUCCAAACAAUAUGGGGGGACUGAGAAGUUUGGUUAGCUUAUAUGCACAAAAUAAUCAAAUAAGCUACCUUCCACCAUCGUUUCUAUCUUUAAAUAAUCUCCAGCAACUAAACCUGAGUGGAAAUAAUCUAACAGCUCUACCUGCUGCUAUCUGCAAUCUUUCUUCACUGAAGGAGAUCAAUUUUGAUGAUAACCCUUUGCUGAGACCUCCGAUGGAAAUCUGUAAUGGAAAGCAGCUGCACACCAUUGCAUGCUACCUCCAGAGGGCAGAUGAGAGAGAUGAAAAAAUUUUAGAGAAGACAUUCAAGAUAGUUGCCAACAAUAUCACUGCAACGAAUUUUCUGUUUUUGUGUCAAAAAAUGAACCUGCCAAUCUCAGAAAUUGAUAUCUCUCACAAGAGCACUGUGCCAUUAAAUGAGAGAGUCUACCAGGCACUUGUUAAAUGGAAAAUGGAAAGUACCAACUCAUCACUAACAGCUGCUGCUGUAAAAGGCCAACUAGUCCGGGCGCUAACUAUGAUAGGGGCGUAUGAUAUUAUGGACAAAAUAACAGCACUAAACCUUUUCACACGGGCAAUUAAAUUCUAACUAGUUGAUCCAUAAUAAAAACUGAACACUGAUACA
This is a messenger RNA of Ochotona curzoniae (black-lipped pika), 2632 nucleotides long. It is a transcript of the gene LRRD1, whose product is annotated as leucine rich repeats and death domain containing 1. Gene Ontology annotation, molecular function: protein binding. Lineage: Eukaryota; Metazoa; Chordata; Mammalia; Lagomorpha; Ochotonidae. The transcript is spliced from 5 exons. Gene Ontology annotation, biological process: signal transduction. Bases 23 to 2596 code for a protein of 857 amino acids. The record is from RefSeq and is a predicted model, not a curated record.